Messenger RNA from Pollicipes pollicipes, 2274 nucleotides. RefSeq lists its product as uncharacterized. Bases 300 to 1553 code for a protein of 417 amino acids. The transcript is spliced from 7 exons. The record is from RefSeq and is a predicted model, not a curated record. Lineage: Eukaryota; Metazoa; Arthropoda; Thecostraca; Pollicipedomorpha; Pollicipedidae. Gene Ontology annotation, cellular component: cytoplasm. Gene Ontology annotation, molecular function: protein binding.
ACGGUGGGUACGGCCAGGCGCCGCGCGGCCCGGCGGGCGCAUCGGCUCCGAGGCAUGCCGCGCCGCAAGGCCCGCCGGUGUCCUCUCACCUGGACCUGACGCCGCGACAGGAGCAGGCGGGCCAGGAGCAGACCGGCGCCGACAGAAGCCGGCCGGGGGAGGCGCUGCGCAGCCAGACGCCGGGCCCGGCGCACGGCGGCGCUCAUCAGGCGGCGCCACCGGUGCAGCUUGACUCCAGCCUGGACUCGGACGGACGCCCGCGGAAGCAGCCGUCCGGCCAGCGCGGCGGCCACGCGGGCAUGGAGCCCGAAUGGCAAGACCGUGUGGCGGAGACGGAGCUGCGUCAGAUCCUGGAACCCCAUUCUCGCCGACCCGAGGUCACCGCGCCGCCCUCGGGGACCGGCGGCGGCGCCACGCCCCCACUGCCGGCCUUGGAUGGCUCACCGCCCCGGUCCCCCGUCACCACCCCCCACCUGUCCUCCAGACCGGGCGGCGGGCAGGCCCAGCCGGCCGCCGUCGGCUCCAGUCAGCCCGACCUCCUGGAGGACGCCGCAGCGCCCGGCGCCGGCCCAUUCCCCGGUGGCAGGGUAGGCUCUGGCUCGGCGACGCGGCGAACGCCCGGCGCAAGCCAGGGCCGCGGCUGGGCGCCCCGGAACAGCAAGGAGUCUCCAGUGAUGACCCGAGAGCAGCGAGCCCGGCAGCGAGGCGCCACAGGCAAUCGAACCGGAACGUCAGGUUGGCUGGGCGGCGAGCUGGCCUCGCUGACCACCGGCCGGGAACUGGAGUCGGCGCAAGACCAGACCACAGACCAGACCACCGACGACGAAUCGACCGUGCUGGAGGCCGGACUCGACGGGCCCACGGUCCGCAAGCAGCUGCAGAGCUUGGGCACCAUGUAUUCCGAGGUGCUGCGGCUGCUGGGCGGCCAGGGGCGGAGCCCGACGGCGCCGCGGCCGGCCAGGGGCGGCACCAGUCGUCCGCGGCCUGGCGGCGGCAGCGUCUCCUCGCUGCCCUCCUCGAUCGGCAGCCGGCCCGCGCGCGACCGCCGCCGCGACGACCGCAGGCAGCUCAGAGACGCCAAGGGGAUCAACAAGCGGUUCCAGCGGCUGGAGAGUCACGUGGUGACUCUGGCCAGGAGCGUGGCCCACCUCUCCUCUGAGAUGCGGACCCAGCACCUCAUGUUCCAGGAGAUGGAGUCGAUCCGUAGUGAGCUGGCCCAGCUGCGGCAGGCUCCUGGCGGCGGGGCGCGGCCCGGCGCCAACUGGGGCCUGCUCAGUAGCGGCGCCGCCUCGCUCACGCAGCCGGCGCGUGUGCGCAAACUGACGCGCUUCUUCGGCGACGAGCCGCCCCUGCUGCGGCUCUUCCUCAACAAGCUAGGAUACGAGAAAUACGCCACCCUGUUCGAGCGGGAACGUAUCGGGAUGCUCGAGCUGCCCUACAUGACGGAGGAGCGACUGCAGAAGCUGGGCGUGCCCAUCGGACCGCGGCUGCGCAUCCUGCACGAGGCCCAGGUCUCGCUGCGCAACGACAACCUCAACGUUUACAUACUCUGAGGGCAGCUGUCAAGCCCAGGCGGCCACCCGCCCUGGACAUGCCUGCAGGCUCGGGGUCCGCGGUCGCGGAGCGUCGCUCCAGCCUCGCUACCUUGACUCUGGCGUGCGGGCACGCCCAGCGCGCGCAGCCGCACUGAGAGCAGCCUCGCCUUCCGCACCGAACAUGUACUCCGCCCUGGACGCCCGUCUAUAGACUCCAAAGCUUCGAAAGUUUUGCUCUCGUUCUCUUUCUUUUUCCUCCCCUCUCUCUCUCACCAGGGAUUUAGACCGUCACGGCGACGUGGAGUGGCCGGCCCGUAGGGCAGGGCACCGCAGACACGUGGCGAGUUUGUGGCUUUGUACAGCUGAAACCGAUGUGCGGUUCACUGGAUGCAAGCUGCUGGAGGCCUUGUUUGUUACACACGCGACCGUCAUAUUACUGUGGGCUCUAGCGGGCUGCUGCGUUUAAGAAGCAGCUGCCCCAACCGACGGCGCGCUGCUCUCGCUCCGCGUGAGACGGUGAUGAGCAUUUGCUGGGUGAUGUGCGUUGAAGCGGUGGACAUUUCUGCCGCGGCUUCCUUCAGAUGUGUUGUCGAGAUUGUGGAGGGGAAUGUCUAGCUUGCUAAGAGUUGGACACUAUCGAUGAGAAAAUUGUGAUUGAUAAAGCAGUGGUUAUAGGAUGGUCCGGUAUUAGUUAAGCGCGUGUAAGCGGGCUAUCAGAUGAAUACAUGAGAUAAAAUCA